AUGGGCUCCGCCGCGCCGGAGUCCACCGCCGCCGCCGCCGCCUCCUCCUCGACGGGGUCUGCAGCCACCGCCGCGACCCCGCCCGCGGCCGCCUUCUCCGCGCCCGAGACCACCGAGUCCGGGGCCGAGGUCGGCGCCUCCUCCUCGACGGGUCCCGCCACUUCCCUGGCCCCGCUCGCUGCCUCCUCCUCCGCGCUCGAGCCUACCGCCUGCACGACGCUGUUCGCCGGUUCGACCUCUUCCUCCGCGGCCGCGCUCGACUCUACCACCUGCACGGCGGUCUUCGCCGGUUCCGCCUCCUCCGCCGCGACCGCGCUCGAGUCUACCGCCUGCACGACGCUCGUCGCCGGCUCCUCCGCCACGACCACGGCUUCAUCCUCGGCGACGCCGCCGGCCACGCCCAACGCCGCCUUGCUCCGGUUUAUUCCGCCUGGCUCAGCAUUUGGAGAUGUGCCGGACCCCUAUGCCGUGUGCCCAGCUGACACGGUGUUCCCAGCGCUCCUGAGCUGCCCUGUGGCGCCUUCGCUGCAGGCCCAGCUUCCCGACAAAGAUGCACCGGUGGACACGAGCCCGAUGUACGUCAAGGGGGAUCCGUUUGCCAAGACGAUGUACCAGGAUAGUGAAGUCGGGCCCAGGAAGCGGAGCCGUGAUGAGGAGGAUAUUAUACCUGUGGCAGAGCUCAACGAGGUCAUCAAGAACGUGGCGGAAACUGUUUUUGAUGAGCAGCAUAGGAGUUUUGAGUACAUGGACAGGGACUGGCUUACAAAGGGUGAGUAUGAAACGUUGGAGUUCAGAAAGAAGGCUCACCCACCUCAGUUCUAUGAAGUCAAGAAAUCAAAGCGUGGCGGACUUAAGCUCGGACCCCGACCUGGUAAAGCAACCAAACCGAGGAUUGGGAUCAAUGGUUUGGGGCGGAUCGGGAGACUUGUGGCCAGGCUUAUUUUGCACAGCAAGAAAAUGGAACUAGUCGUCGUCAACGACCCUUUUGUGAGCGCAAAUGACAUUGCUACAGCGCUAGCGGACAUGCCUCCUGAUUUAUUCCCUCCCACCAAAGUUCUAGCUAUUUCUGAGCCUGAAAAAAUACCCUGGGGCAAUCUCGGCGCAGACUACGUCGUGGAGAGCACUGGAGUAUUCACUGACACGGAUACUGCCAGCUCUCACUUGAUGGGUGGCGCCAAGAAGGUUAUCAUCUGUGCUCUGAGCAAUGAAGCUCCCACAUUUGUUUACGGUGUCAAUGAAAAUACGUACACACCAGAUAUUAGGAUCAUCUCAGUUGCUGAUACCGCUACAAUUUGUCUUGCUCUGCUCGCCAAGAUCCUCCACACUAAAUUUGGCAUCAGAGAGUGCCAUGUGACUAUAACCGGACCAUCCUCUAGUGCUGCAGAAAUUGGCAGGGCACUCAGUUCCGCUAUUCCUGAUUUAGUCGACAGGUUCCAUGUGACGGUGAGCCAUGAUCCUCAGGUGAAACUGUCUUGUGUGGAACUGGCCGUUAGGCUUGACGAGUGUGCUGACUAUGAGAUGAUCAAGGAUUCUGUCAGGAAGGAGUCUUCUUCAGAGGAACUUCACUAUGUACUAGCUAACCUGGAGGGAGGAGUGGGGCUCAAGGCCACAGAUUAUUUAGGAGAUUGCAGGUCGUGCUUCUUUGAUGCCGAUGCUGGAGGUAUGCUGGGGGACGGUUCCUUCAAGCUCUUCGCAUGGUUCAACCACCAGCGCAGCUACGGCCAGCGCUGCACUGACAUGAUUCUACACAUGGCGAAGAAGUCUAGAGUUGAUUGA
This is a messenger RNA of Triticum turgidum subsp. durum (durum wheat), 1776 nucleotides long. NCBI's taxonomy places the organism in Eukaryota, Viridiplantae, Streptophyta, Magnoliopsida, Poales, Poaceae. The record is from the annotation of a GenBank genome assembly.